Molecule: messenger RNA, 1071 nt
Organism: Perca flavescens (yellow perch)
Lineage: Eukaryota; Metazoa; Chordata; Actinopteri; Perciformes; Percidae
Exons: 5
Coding region: 1-1071 (356 amino acids)
Source: RefSeq, a predicted model, not a curated record
AUGAUACAACUAAAGGCGACGGAAGACUUAGUUACAUUGUAUUUGACGCCUGAGGACGAUUUCACACAGUCACCCCCGUGGAGCAGAUACGUAUGUCCACACAAGCCUAAGAAGAGAUCUAGGAAGAGAUCUAUUGAUCCUGUGAAGCCAUACACGGUCUGUUUCCCGCCCAAAAGAAGAAGCCAUUCCUUUGUUCCAGACACGCCUUACCCAGACACUGUAUCGGGUGUUCCUAACACCACUGCAGAGCAGCUAACGGCAAGCAAAGACUUGGAGUCCUUGCAUCGGUCGUCGUCUAGUACACCAACGCCCUACCAGCCACCAAGUGUCUCCAUUGAGAGGGAACAAAAGGAUUCCCCUUUACAAAAGGCACCUGAAGAGUCCUUGCAUUGGUCGUCGUCUAGUACACCAACGCCCUACCAGCCACCAAGUGUCACCAUUGAGAGGGAACAAAAGACAUCUGAUGAGACAAUCCAUGCCAUAGAAGUAGGCGAAGUAUCCGAAGACACCGGACUAACAGCGACAGCCCCUACAUCACGCCAAACAAAUCGUGAAGCUACAGGCGAAGGGUCUGAAGACACAGAGCUAACAGCACCCGUCCCUACAUCACGUCAGACAAAUCGGGGAGCUACGGGAGAAGAGUCUGAAGACACUGGACUAACAGCAACACAGCUUACACCCCACCAACCGUGUCAGGCUGCUUUGCAGGAGGCCCCUGAAUAUAAUGUAGGUGAAUACCUCUUUAACUGUAUCUAUAGCACCGAGGAAGGCACCGAUUAUGUCAGCUGUAUACCACACACCUCUGUUAUAACUGUGGCAGAUAAAAAGUGUAACAGCGCUAAUACCGCCAUAACCACUCCUGUAAAUGUAUUAGAGGUUAACGUUCCAUUCCUUGAUAAGCAAGCAGUACCUAAUUAUAUUACUAACAAUCGGUUUGAACAAGGUGGGGCACUAGGAGGUCCUGAGCAGUUAACAUUACUUCAGAGUGCAGAGUUUUUUGAGUAUUGCGUUAACACAUCCCUCAACAACCUGCAGUCGCUGACCCUUAUAAACAAAUACAAUCAGAAUUAG